Molecule: messenger RNA, 3087 nt
Organism: Ananas comosus (pineapple)
Lineage: Eukaryota; Viridiplantae; Streptophyta; Magnoliopsida; Poales; Bromeliaceae
Product: 1,4-alpha-glucan-branching enzyme, chloroplastic/amyloplastic-like
Exons: 14
Coding region: 180-2825 (881 amino acids)
Biological process (GO): glycogen biosynthetic process
Cellular component (GO): cytoplasm
Molecular function (GO): 1,4-alpha-glucan branching enzyme activity; hydrolase activity, hydrolyzing O-glycosyl compounds; cation binding
Source: RefSeq, a predicted model, not a curated record
CGCCCAUCCAAACGAACGAGAACACGACGACCGGAGGCGACGUCGUGAGGGUCCAUCCAUUCCGCUGCGACGGCUCUCCUCAGCCGUCCGCUGCGUCUCGACGCAAUUUGUGGGGGCGGUCCCGCACCCGGAAACAAGCAAAAACCUACAGUCACUUGUCUAUUCCCAUUUCCUAAUAAAUGAGCGACCGAGCGAUCGAUGAUGGCCCAAAAACACACAAACAAGAAACGGUACUAAGAGAAAGCAAUCUCACACUACUGAGAGAAGCGGAAGCGGCGGAGAGGUUGAAAGAAGAAGAAGAAAAAAUGCUGUGCUCUUCGUCUCCUAUCCUCCUCCCCAAAUCAUCUUCGCCACACUCCUCCACUGCUAAAGAGGGGUCUUCUAAUCCUGGACUCACUCAACUACAGUCGAUUAGCAAUAGAUCUGUAAGGUUUCCAGUUCAUCGUUCCGUUCAUUCUCCUUGUAGUUUUUCGGCAAAUAAGAAGGUUGAACAUGGCUUUGCGACCGCAAGCGUGUUGAAAGACAGCUCAACUAUGGUUGUUGUUGAGGAAGAAAUCCAACAUCUUGGAAUAUUCGACGUGGAUCCGUCCUUGGGACAAUUUAAAGAUCAUUUUGUGUAUAGAUGGAAUAAAUACAUCGAGCAAAAAUCACUGAUCGAGAAGUAUGAAGGAAGUCUCGAGGAAUUCGCUCUAGGCUAUCUGAAGUUUGGCUUUAAUAGAGAGCCAGGUGGAAUUGUCUACCGCGAAUGGGCUCCUGCUGCACAGGAAGCACAGCUUAUCGGUGACUUCAACGGUUGGGAUGGUUCUAACCACAGAAUGGAGAAGAAUGAAUUUGGUGUUUGGACAAUCAAAAUUCCAGACUCUGGAGGCGAACCUUCAAUUCCUCAUAAUUCUAGGGUCAAAUUCCGCUUUAAGCAUGGCAAUGGAAUAUGGGUUGACCGAGUUCCAGCUUGGAUUAGAUAUGCCACUGUUGAUCCUACUCGGUUUGCAGCAGCAUAUGAUGGAGUUCACUGGGAUCCGCCUCCUUCAGAAAGGUAUGAAUUCAAAUAUCCUCGCCCUCCAAAACCUUCAGCUCCGCGUAUAUACGAGGCUCAUGUAGGAAUGAGUAGUUCAGAACCGCGUGUAGGCACAUACAGAGAAUUCGCCGACAAUGUGCUGCCUCGGAUUAAAGCGAACAACUACAACACAGUUCAAUUAAUGGCUAUUAUGGAACAUUCAUACUAUGCAUCGUUUGGAUAUCAUGUCACAAAUUUUUUUGCUGUUAGUAGCAGAUCGGGAACACCAGAGGACCUCAAAUACUUGAUUGACAAAGCACACAGCUUAGGGCUGUGUGUUCUAAUGGAUGUUGUCCAUAGCCAUGCGAGCAAUAAUGUCACAGAUGGCCUUAAUGGGUUCGAUGUGGGACAAAGCACCCAAGAGUCCUAUUUCCAUACAGGGGAAAGGGGUUACCACAAGCUAUGGGAUAGCCGAUUGUUCAAUUAUGGUAACUGGGAAGUCUUGCGAUUUCUUUUAUCCAACUUGAGGUGGUGGUUAGAUGAGUUCAAGUUUGAUGGUUUUCGAUUCGAUGGGGUUACUUCUAUGUUGUAUCACCAUCAUGGUAUCAACAUGGCAUUCAGCGGAACUUAUGGAGAAUAUUUUAGUGAAGCGACAGAUGUGGAUGCUAUCGUUUACAUGAUGCUAGCAAAUUAUUUGAUUCAUAGCCUUUUGCCAGAUACCACUGUUGUUGCUGAAGAUGUUUCAGGUAUGCCAGCUUUGUGUAGGCCAGUUUAUGAAGGUGCGGUGGGCUUCGACUAUCGCUUAGCAAUGGCUAUUCCUGAUAAAUGGAUUGACUACUUGAAGAAUAAAACAGAUGAUGAUUGGUCAAUGAAAGAGAUUGUGUGGAGUUUAACAAACAGGAGAUACAGUGAAAAGUGUGUAGCUUAUGCAGAGAGUCAUGACCAGGCUAUUGUGGGAGAUAAGACAAUUACCUUCUUGUUGAUGGAUAAAGAGAUGUAUUCUGGCAUGUCGGAUUUACAACCUGCUUCCCCCAUAGUGGAAAGAGGGAUUGCACUUCACAAGAUGAUUCACUUCAUAACCAUGGCGCUGGGGGGUGAAGGCUACCUGAAUUUCAUGGGAAAUGAGUUUGGUCAUCCUGAGUGGAUCGACUUUCCAAGAGAAGGCAAUGAUUGGAGUUAUGAUAAAUGUAGACGGCAGUGGAACCUUGUCGACACUGAUCACCUCAGAUACAAGUAUAUGAAUGCAUUUGAUAGAGCAAUGAAUUUGCUCGAUGAUAAAUUCUCGUUCCUUGCAUCAACAAAGCAGAUUGUGAGCAGCACUAAUGAAGAGGACAAGGUAAUUGUCUUCGAACGUGGAGACUUGGUUUUCGUGUUCAAUUUCCAUCCUGAAAACACCUAUGAGGGGUAUAAAGUUGGUUGCGACUUACCUGGAAAAUAUCGAGUUGCACUGGAUAGUGAUGCUUUGGAUUUUGGUGGACAUGGAAGAGUCGGUCACGAUGCAGACCAUUUCACAACCCCUGAGGGCAUUCCGGGAGUACCGGAAUCGAAUUUCAAUAACCGCCCUAACUCAUUCAAAGUUCUAUCCCCUGCACGCACUUGCGUGGUGUAUUACAGGGUCGAGGAAGAGGCCGAAACCCUCAAUGAAGAGAUGACCGAGGAAAAGGAGGCGGCUGCUGCGACCCAGGUGGAGAUAGAGGAGGCUGCUAUUCAGGCAGUUGGGGUUAUAGUUCCGAUGGGGAUCAGCGAUGAGGAUGAAUUAGAAGGGACAGGAGAUUCAGCAGAUGAUGACCAAUUUUUGCGACGAAAACAGUCAUGCAGAUGCAUUUGCUGAGCUUUUGAUUAGGCAAUGCUUGUAUAGGAAUAGCUUAGAUUGCGUAUAUUUUCAGGCAAGAAUAAGUGUGGUCUUAUGCCUCACACAUCUCUGCAGUGGUUGCUGCAGGUGUUGUUAGCUGUGUAUAUAUGUCUGUUCUACUUUACUGAAAUAUGCAGGUUUCACCACUUUACUGUGGAUGUAGCAAGAUUGUGGUAGAUUUACAAGUUGUGUUCGACAAUCGUGUUAGUCGUGUUAUUUGAUUAUCAUGUUGAUUUCUAAA